GCAGACAUAGAAAGGGAGAAAGCUGCUGCAUGAGAAAGGAUAAAACAGAUUAAGGCUAUAGCCACAGAAGGAAGUAGAGGGUUUCAAAUGCUGCAACUGUAGUGAUGUCUAGGUUUUGAGUUAGUGUUUGGUCUUCAUCAACAAUUCAUGGGAAGAGUAGGCCACUAAAAUGGGGACUUACAAAAGCCAGUCUGAUUGGCUGCUGAUGCUAACCAAUAGCAUAUGUCUUAGAGAAGAGUGGUUUGUCUUUCUUUAUGCUCUCUAUAGGGCUUAAGUACCUCCCUCUGGACUGCAGAGAGGUACUUUGCUGCACUCUGGCUUCACAGCUGUGAAUAAUCUUUUGCAGGCUAAGUUUCCUGAGUGAUCCUGUUUAAAUAAGCCAGAGGACUGCAGACAGGUCUGGAAACCUGUUUAACUUUUGUUGCAAGUCUUUUCAGCCACAAACAGAAACAAAGUCUUUUGGGUUCAACCAGAACAGAAGGGUAAAGCAUUUAAUAUGGCAUGUUGUACGAUUGCUCCAGUCAUGAAAAUGCUGAAUCUCAUCUGGUAUAAGAUGCUGAUUUCCGUUAGCAUGGCAAGUGGAGAACCAACAGGUACUGCUCCUCUUAUGGCACCCAGUGACCUGAGAGUUUCCAAACAUUGGCCUGGAGUUAUUCUAUCGUGGAACAGCAAUGUGAGGGACGAAAUGGAGAUGAAUGAUGUGAUAUAUGUUUUGACUUAUAAAUUUCUCAAUUCAACUAAAGAAGUGAAAGAAAGAUCUUCAGAAACAGAAAAGAAGAUAAGUCUCAAUUUAUAUCCUGGCUUUGUAGCUAAAGUUAAAACACAGCUUCUUUUGAGUGGAACAAAGAAGGUUAUUGUGGAGAGUAAUUGGACGGAGUUUAUUUACAUUACUCCUGUGUAUAUUCAGAAUCUCUCAUGUGUCAUAUACAACAUUUCUAAUUUAAAUUGUACGUGGGGUAUUAAAACAGAAGCUCCUGAAGAUGUUCAGUAUUUUCUUUCCUAUAGGCAUAAUAAAAGAGAUUAUGAAUGCCAGCUACAUUUUAAAAAUAUAAACAAGAAAAACACUGGUUGCCACUUCAAAGAAGUAUAUUUUAUACCUCCAAGCAAAAUCAAAAUAAACGUAUCUGUAAAGGAUUUAAGAAAUAAUUUAGGAACACAUACCUAUUACAAAGCCUUUAUCCCUCAGAGAAUAGAAAAACUGAAUCCUCCAAAUAAUGUGUCCAUUGUCCUUGAAAAUGGAAGCAUUCAUAUUUCCUGGAAACAUCCACCUACUAUUGGUUCCUCAGAAAGGUCCUGCUUUACAUACCAGGUGAAAAUUAAAGAUCUAAAGCCCACAGAAACCAGGGAAGAAGAAUACGUGUAUCCAGUUCAUAAUCCAAUGAAAGCAUACUCUGUUCAAGUCAGAGCAAAGAAAAAGAUUUGUAUAACAAACAAGCUUUGGAGUGACUGGAGUGAACCAGUUUUCAUCGGUGAUGAUAAUACAAUGGACACCUUUCUACACAUACCAGUUUUGGCAUGUGUUCUUCCUGUGAUUUCCUUUGGAAUAUUUCUGAUUUUUAUCUGUAGAAGGCGUAUAUGCUUCAGUGCUCUCUUCAUGGCUAUCCCAAGCCCUCCAGUCAAAAUCAAAACAUGGCUAGACUCUGAUGAAGCUCACUGGCAGAAAGAGGAUGACCCUGUUUCCAAAAUUCCUGACAUGCAGGUCAUUAGAGACGUCUGUGUUGUACCUCUGACAGAAAAAUAUUUCAACCCAAAUGAAAUGGAGAUGCCCUUAAAAAUUAUGUUGGCUACUUGGGAGGACAACUGUCACAAGAGCAUUCAUAACAAGGAUAAUUUGGUGAAUCUGGAUUCUUGACUAGACUGAGGAUACUGAGGGAGAGCAAUCCUCUUUUCUGCCCAGCAGCAGCCAUCUUUUCAAGUCUGGACAAUCAUCUCAUCAGAUACUCUGGCAGAACCUGAUCAGGGCUGUACAGAGUGGUUUGCAUCCAGCAAUUUGAUAGUUCUCAAAAGUUUCCACUACUCAUAUUAUGUAAUUCCUAAGAGGUCCAGAAAGCACAGAUGCCAGAGACAGCUUCAAUUUUUAUUUUACUACUGAUGAUUUUAAGAUUAGAUCUCUUCAGUAAAGUCUCACCAUCUACAGGUGUGACCCUAUUAGGCCACAGUAAGCUCAUAAAUGCCACUGUAGGAUAAUACUUGUAAACACAAGACCUAUCCUAUGGGGUAUUAUUUAGUGCUCUGCAGUGCACAUGUAGGUGCUGAUGGGGCUGGCUGGGGCAUGAGGAUGCUUCAGUGCAGGG
Messenger RNA from Gavialis gangeticus (Gharial), 2294 nucleotides. RefSeq names its product interleukin-5 receptor subunit alpha-like. Gene Ontology annotation, biological process: immunoglobulin mediated immune response; cytokine-mediated signaling pathway. Gene Ontology annotation, molecular function: protein binding; cytokine receptor activity. Gene Ontology annotation, cellular component: external side of plasma membrane. Lineage: Eukaryota; Metazoa; Chordata; Crocodylia; Gavialidae. Bases 497 to 1852 code for a protein of 451 amino acids. The record is from RefSeq and is a predicted model, not a curated record. The transcript has 13 exons.